Messenger RNA from Cotesia glomerata, 2389 nucleotides. RefSeq names its product CCR4-NOT transcription complex subunit 3 (gene Not3). Bases 157 to 2379 code for a protein of 740 amino acids. The record is from RefSeq and is a predicted model, not a curated record. Lineage: Eukaryota; Metazoa; Arthropoda; Insecta; Hymenoptera; Braconidae. Gene Ontology annotation, cellular component: CCR4-NOT core complex; P-body; nucleus. The transcript is spliced from 7 exons. Gene Ontology annotation, biological process: regulation of DNA-templated transcription; nuclear-transcribed mRNA poly(A) tail shortening.
AUCAUUGAGUUGAUACGGGAUUUGUAAAUUAACAAGUUAUUAUUUAAGAUAAAUUUGUUUAUUUAAUAAAUAACAAUCCCUAGAUCGUUUUAUUAGCACAUUUAAAGUUUAUAUUUGGACUAUGCAUGAAUUAUUAAACCAUAUGUUUUCAUAGCCAUGGCUGCGACGAGAAAGUUGCAAGGUGAAAUAGACAGGUGCCUUAAGAAAGUUUCCGAGGGUGUGGAAACGUUCGAGGACAUCUGGCAGAAGGUACACAAUGCCACCAACAGCAAUCAGAAGGAAAAAUAUGAGGCUGAUCUCAAAAAGGAAAUCAAGAAACUCCAGAGGUUACGCGAUCAGAUUAAAAGCUGGAUCGCUUCUGGAGAGAUAAAGGAUAAAAGUACUUUGUAUGAAAACAGAAAAUUAAUUGAAACGCAAAUGGAACGAUUUAAAGUGGUAGAAAGAGAAACAAAAACGAAAGCAUACUCAAAAGAAGGACUAGGAGCAGCUCAGAAGCUAGACCCAGCUCAAAAAGAACGUGAAGAAGUGAGCAACUGGCUAGCGAAUUCAAUAGAAACGUUAAAUUUACAACUAGACACCUUCGAGUCCGAGAUCGAAUCCCUGCUGGCAGGAAAGAAAAAGAGGCUGGACAAAGACAAGCAGGACAGGAUGGACGAGUUAAAGUCCAAGCUGGACAGACACCGGUACCAUAUACGUAAACUGGAGACAUUGCUCCGCAUGCUGGACAACAUGUCUGUGGAAGUAAAUACGAUAAAGCGAAUAAAAGACGACGUGGAGUACUACAUAGAGUCCUCUCAGGAACCGGACUUUGAAGAGAACGAGUACAUCUACGACGACAUAAUCGGGCUGGACGAGGUGGAGCUUUCGGGAGUGGGUAUCCCCUCGUCGGCGACCACCGACAGCAACAACAGCAACGAGACUGGCGGGACUCCGACCUCGACGAACUCUUGCUCGUCUCCGAUACCGUCUCCACCUCUCAGCUCGACGAUGCACAAUCACUCGAGCGAUAGUUCCACAGAUAAUGACAAAAAGCCCAAGGUCGAGACAGUUACUCCCGUUAAGCCGACAGCAGUGAGGCCGCUAUUGAACUCGUCACAAACGAGCAUUCCAGCGACGGGUAGUCCUGCCAACAAUAAUAAUAAACCUAGUACGUUAACGAGCAGUACACCGAGUAAAACCAUUCCCAUGACACCUAGCCAUAGCUCGCCUAAUUCAAAUAGUAAUCAUGUUGCCACCAGUAAUGCCGGUAACUUUGCCACCGUUGCUGCUUCGCACACUAAUUCACAAGCUGUUCAUUCUACCUCCAAAAUAUCAUCUCAAAACAGUGAGAAUGGCCUUUUAUCAUCGUCAAUGUCUAGCAUAACUUCACCAGUAUCUCAAUCACUAUCCCAACAGCAACUCUCGCAAUCCCAGCAGCAGUUAUCAACAUCAUCGCAGCUCCAAUCACCAGCACCAGCGCCUCAACACCAGUCCAUAACGCAGCUGACACCACAGCCCCAACAAGUACCACCAGCUCAAGUGCAAAGCGUGACGCAGUUGCAGCUGAGCUCGGGAAACCCUGCGGCCCCGAGCUCUGGGUCGAAUAUUUCUUCAGGACACUUGCUGCACCAGCCGAGCCAGAACCACAACAGCAACGAGACGGAAAUAACGACGCCGGUACCACCGGCUUCACCGCACUCGUCAGUCAGCAGCAGGCCCUCGCCAGUAAAUGCCAGCUCUCCGAUUCCCUCCACUGCCAACGGUCUCAUAUCUAAAAUCCCCGACGGCAUGUCGACUCUCAAGUCGAUGGCCCAGCAAGUCAUCGUAAGAGCUGGACUCGAGAUACCACCUGGUGAACCCACUAGAAAUAUCUUUGAUAAUUCUAAGACAAACAAUGCCACCAGUGAAGCCCAUAUUCCGCCGUUACUGGGUGUUGCACCUCUUGGCCCGGUUCCGCUGCAGAAGGAACAUCAGCUCCAGUUUGCUAUGAUGGAGGCUGCUUUUUAUCAUAUGCCUCAUCCUUCGGAUUCCGAGAGGCUCAGAUCUUAUUUACCUAGAAAUUUAUGCCAGACACCUCCGUAUUAUCAGCAGGUGCAACUGCCUCACUCGGAUACUGUCGAAUUCUUCCAACGACUGUCAACAGAGACGCUUUUCUUUAUAUUUUAUUACAUGGAAGGUUCUAAGGGCCAGUAUUUGGCAGCCAAAGCACUCAAAAAACAAAGCUGGAGGUUUCACACUAAGUAUAUGAUGUGGUUCCAAAGGCACGAAGAGCCAAAAAUAAUCAACGAGGAGUAUGAACAAGGCACAUACAUCUACUUUGAUUACGAAAAAUGGGGACAAAGAAAAAAAGAAGGCUUUACUUUCGAGUACAAGUACUUAGAAGACAGAGAUCUUAAUUAAGAAAGAAAAG